This is a messenger RNA of Didymodactylos carnosus, 606 nucleotides long. The record is from the annotation of a GenBank genome assembly. Lineage: Eukaryota; Metazoa; Rotifera; Eurotatoria; Philodinida; Philodinidae.
AUGUCUACUUUAUCUCCUAUCGAAAAUCCUCAAGUCUUAAAAUCUAUUCAAAAAGAAGCUAUUCAUAUUGCCUCAUAUCUAUCAUCAUGUUCUCCAUUAUAUUCUUCCGCCAACAGUAAAAUAUCACACCAUUGCCAGUUAAUGUCUCGUCAUGUUGAACGUUUAAAAUAUCGUCAUGAAAUUCUCUUUACUGGUUUAGCACGAAAAUUCGAUUUAGAAUGUCAACAAAUAGCAACAACAACAACACACACUAAUCUAACUAUCAGUAAUGUAUUUUGUCAAAAGUUGUUACAUAUGUAUAAUUAUUUGUUUGCUGAUAAACAAAUAACAUGGGGAAGAAUUAUUACAUUAUAUUCAUUUGCUCAAUUUUUAAUACAAAGAAUUCAAAAACAAGAUGCAGAACAAGCACAACGAAUUGGAUUGCUUACUGGACAAUAUGUAGCAAGUAGAUUAGCAAAAUGGAUUAUGAAUAAUGGAGGAUGGGAAUCCCUUGAAAAUUUUACUGACGAUGCUGAUAAAAUGAAUGACACUUAUCAUACGUUAUUUGCAUUUGCAAUUACUUGUCUUGGUAUUAGUCUUUUUGUAUUAUUUCUUGUUGUACGAUAG